Messenger RNA from Haemonchus placei, 1329 nucleotides. NCBI's taxonomy places the organism in Eukaryota, Metazoa, Nematoda, Chromadorea, Rhabditida, Trichostrongylidae. The record is from the annotation of a GenBank genome assembly.
AUGACCCGGAAAGAAGUGAACCAACUCGGCGUACUUGGGGCCACCAGUUAUAUUAUUGGCUCUGUGAUUGGAUCCGGUAUAUUUGUCUCUCCGAAAGGAAUUCUUCAAUACACUGGUUCUGUAGGAUUGUCACUAAUAAUUUGGGUAGCAUCAGCUUUCUUGGCGGCUCUAAACGCAAUUAACUACAUCGAACUUGGUACUAGCAUACCGGAGUCGGGUGCCGAAUUCGCCUACAUCAGCUAUGUUGAGUGGUAUCCAGUCGCUUUCUCAUUUCUUUGGCUGACUUCCAUCAUAGAAAGUUCAUGCAGUGGAGCAGCGUUGGCACUCACCUUUGGACAAUAUAUCAUGGAAGCAGUCACUCCGAUCGCCUGUCUGGACGAUGAUAAGCGAAAAACCGCAGAACUACUUCUUGCAUAUGGCAUUCUGCUUUCGACAUCGCUGCUCAAUAUGUUUUCGCUUAGCCGAUUCGCAGGUCGAAUUCAGUUUGUCAGUAUGGCAGCUAAGAUUGCAGCUCUGAUUAUGAUCAUAUCAAUCGGUCUGUUCUACAUGAUAUUUAAAGGUGAUACUCAGCAUUUCAGCAAGGACUACAUUUUCAAAGACAGUGACUGGUCAGUUAGUCAAAUUGUGCUCGCCUUAUACCAAGGCAACUGGGCCUACGCCGGCUAUACAAUCCUCAAUUACGGCAUGGAAGAUAUCCAGAUAAAAAACUUCAAGAGUUACGUUGAGCUGAAAAGUGUUUUUGUUUUUUCCCACUUCACUUCCCUUUUCAGGACUAUCCCGGUAGCAGUGCUUGGUGGGCUCCUUGUGACUGCACUAAUCUACGUCUUAGCGAAUAUAGCGUAUUUUGCUGUACUCACGCCUCAACAAAUACUCGACUCUUCGGCUGUCGCAACGACGUUCGCUCAGCAAACCAUCGGCUCAUUCUCGUAUGCAAUGCCAGCACUUAUAGGAUUUCUUAUGCUUGGUAGUGUCAACGCAGAGAUAUUUGCUUGGAGCAGAUACUUGUUGGCUGGUUCUCGUCGAGGAAUGAUGCCCUCGCUAUGGUCACUCAUUCAUCCUGACAAUGAUAGUCCGCGGCCUGCAGUAUUCACUCAUACUAUUCUGUGUAUGGUCUUUUGCUUGAUUGGCAAUGUCUAUACUCUUGUGAACUAUUUGACGGUGGUAGCUCUCUUGUCAACUAUGUUCUCUCUUGCGGCUCUUAUCCUCAUCAAAUGGAGGAAUAUUCCUGUCAGCGCGAACGCAGUGAAGGAUUGGAUAGUCGCCUUCAGUUGCACAAAGGACGUCGGCAUUUCACCUCACUCCACGACACACGGUUACCUCAGUUACUAG